Molecule: messenger RNA, 3135 nt
Organism: Miscanthus lutarioriparius
Lineage: Eukaryota; Viridiplantae; Streptophyta; Magnoliopsida; Poales; Poaceae
Source: the annotation of a GenBank genome assembly
AUGCCUGCGGCGGCCGUUCCCGGAGGCGGCGGCGCCGCCGACGCCGAGGAGCUGUUCCGCACCAAGCGCAUCCCAGAGAUUCGCGCGGCUGAGGGCGCCACCCGACGCGAGAUCUCCGCCAAGGAGGAGGAGCUCCGGCAGCUCGUCGGGCGCAGCUACCGCGACCUGCUCGACUCCGCGGACUCCAUCCUCCUCAUCAAGCAGUCCUCCGAUGCCAUAUCCGACAACCUCGCCCGCAUCUCCGGCUCCUUGUCGUCGCUCUCGCCGCCCCCUGAACCCUCUCCCACCGUAAGCGCCACCUCGCCGUCCCCAUCAGCUAGAGGGCGUGCGAGGCUGUACGCGCUGUCCGCGAGCGCCAAGUACCUGGUUGACACUCCGGAGCACAUCUGGGGCCGGCUCGACGAGGGCCUGCUCCUGGAGGCGGCGGGUCGGUACCUGCGGGCUCAGGUCGUGCACGGGCGGCUCUCCCGCGACGCAGCGGCCGCCGCGCGGUUCCCACUCCUCGCGCACCAGGCGCAGCUCGUGGAGGCGUUCCGGCCGCAGAUCGCCCAGCGCGCGCGCGAGCGCCUCGCCGACCGCCGCCUCCCUGUAGCGGCUCACGCUGACGCGCUUGCGGCCGUGGCCGCCAUCGACGCCCCGUCGCUUGCCCCGGCACAGGCGCUCCUCCUCUUCCUCACCUCGCGCCGCGUUUGGAUCUCCCAAGCCCUAGUUGGGCUCGCCUCGGAUCUGUCAUCCUACACCUCUGUGCUGUGCGAUAUCGCGAGGAUCGUGCGGAUCACGCUUGGCCACGUUGGACAGUUGUUUGUGCCUGCACUCAGUGAUAUGCCUUUGUUCUUCAAGACGGUGCUUGAGAAGAUGCCGCCUGAGCAGUUGUUCGGUGGCAUUCCGGACCCUGAUGAUGAAGCACGGUUGUGGAAGGAGCACAUGAACCAGCUUGAGGCUACAAUGGUGCUGCUUGAGCCAGAUGCCAUUGCAGGGGCCUGUACGGAUUGGCUCAAGGAAUGUUGCACUGAAAUUUUUGGUGUGAUUGCUGGUGAGCAAAAGUUGGUUGAUGCCAUUGGGAGCGGGGAGCUGCUUGGAUCAGUGCAAAGGCUUGUACGUGAUGCACUAGAUGGGAGGGACGGGUUGGAGGGAAGACGGCAAGGAUAUUUUGAGGAUUGGAUGGAGGAAGCAUUUGUGCGGCGGAUGAAGGACAUUGUGCAUUCAGAGCUUGAUAGAUUGGGUGCUAGUGUUAACAUGAAGGAAUCAGUUUACGCUAUUGGUGCCAAUGCUGAUCCAAAGGAUGCUGGAGAUUUCCUUGCAUACCUGCGGAAAUCUUCAAAGGGCGGUGGUUUCUGGUUCUCAGAGUCUAAGAUCAAGAAAGGCGGAGUUUUGGCACACUUGAAACCAAUUGCUGAUGAAAAUGAUUUCCAUAGCUGCCUAACAUCGUAUUUUGGGCCAGAAGUUAGUCGGAUCAGGAGUGCAGUUGACAGUAAAUGCAAAAAUAUCCUGGACGAUCUGUUAAGCUUUGUGGAGUCACAUAAUUCAGCCCCAAGGCUGAAGGAAUUGGUGCCAUACCUCCAGGAGAAAUGCUACAGGACCAUCUCGGGAGUACUGAAAGAAUUAGAAGCUGAGCUCAGAAAGCUCUCUGCUUUGUUGGGAACCAAAAAGGAGGGUAACGACAUACCUGCAGCUUCUAUUAUAGCGGAGAGGUCUCUCUUCAUUGGUCGUCUCUUUUUUGCGCUGAGAUACCAUUCAAGUCAUGUACCCCUGAUACUAGGUUCUCCAAGGGAGUGGGUAAAGGAGGCGGGUGGUGCAGCAUUUGCCAAGUUAUCAUCACCUACACCAAGACAUUCAAGAGCAUCUUUUGAUUCUUUGGUUUCUUUUACACCCAGAAGGCGCACAUUUGACAGUCCCAGGAGUCCUGGAAGGCAAUUAUCGGAUAGCCCCAGAAGACAAACUAUUGCUGCUGCAGUAUCUUUGUUUGGCGCUGAUGAUAGAUCCAAUCCUAGACUUGAUGAACUCAAUAAGACCCUGCAGUCACUUUGCAUCAUGGCUCAUAAUGUAUGGAUAGCAUGGGUGUCCACUGAAUUAUGUCACAUUCUUUCAUAUGAUCUCAACAAAGAUGAUUCACUAUCCUCUUCAACUCCUUUGAGGGGCUGGGAAGUCACAGUAAUUAAACAAGAGGAAACAACUGAGGGUCCCUUGGAGAUGCAAAUAGCUCUUCCAUCGAUGCCUUCAUUGUACAUCAUAUCCUUUCUUUAUCAAGCAUGCCUGGAGAUUCAUAAGGUUGGAGGGCACAUCCUGGACAGGAUUAUUUUGCAGAAUUUUGCAUGGGAGCUACUGCAGAAGGUCAUCAAUAUUUAUGAAAAUUUUCUUUCAUCUGUUGAAUCUGGGAAUUCUCUGGUUUCAGAGAAAGGAAUUCUGCAAAUACUGCUAGACUUGCGUUUCAUUGGUGAUGUCCUAUCAGGAGGUAAAAGUUCUUCCACCAACACUACUGAAAUGCAGACAAAUUCUUUGCCAAGCACCGUCACCAAGACUUCCUUCAGGAGAAAACAGUCACAAUUACAGGCAGACUCAGCUGUCAUAGAGCCUAUAAACAAGUUAGUCAACAGGCUCUCACAGAGAUUGGAUCCUAUAGACUGGGCCACGUAUGAACCUUACCUGUGGGAGAAUGAGAAGCAAUCUUACAAGCGUUAUGUUGUUCUUUUUGGUUUUUUGGUCCAACUGAAUCACAUGUACACUGGUACUGUACAAAAAUUACCAACGAAAUCAAAUACAAAUUCAAAUAUCAUGAGGUGCUCUCAGGUUCCAAGGUUCAAGUACCUACCAAUCAGUGCCCCAGCUAUAUCAUCAAGAUCACACAAAUCGUCACUACAGUCGCCAUCUAGCGACUCCACAUCUAAAAAUCCUUGGAAAUCCUAUUCAAAUGGAGAUAGAUCUACACCAGAGUUUGAUGAUAAUGCAAGUCUUGUCGGUGCUGCUCCAUUGCUUAAGUCAUUUGUUACCCAGGUGGGGAGCAAAUUUGGGGAGAACACAUCAAGAUGGGGGUCUAUGCUCUCUGACGGGCAGGUUGGUAAGCUAAGUGACAUCCUUCCUGGACCAGCAGCUGGGUUUUUCUCUUCUUUCACAUCUGGAGCUCGAUAUGAUUCAUAG